Messenger RNA from Odobenus rosmarus divergens (Pacific walrus), 7879 nucleotides. RefSeq names its product ATP-binding cassette, sub-family A (ABC1), member 1 (gene ABCA1). Gene Ontology annotation, cellular component: intracellular membrane-bounded organelle; membrane. Gene Ontology annotation, biological process: transmembrane transport; lipid transport. The record is from RefSeq and is a predicted model, not a curated record. Lineage: Eukaryota; Metazoa; Chordata; Mammalia; Carnivora; Odobenidae. Bases 170 to 6790 code for a protein of 2206 amino acids. Gene Ontology annotation, molecular function: lipid carrier activity; ATP binding; ABC-type transporter activity. The transcript is spliced from 48 exons.
UUUUCCCCUUCUCCGGAAGGGUUUUUCAAGGGGUGGGGGGAAAAGACGCAAACACCAAAGUGGAAAACAGUUAAUGACCAGCCACAGCGGCCCUGCAUGAGCUGCGGCCACAGUCUCCACGGGCUCCUGAGCCACACGCCGCGCUGCGGGGGGCGCCCGCGGAGGUAACAUGGCUUACUGGCCUCAGUUGAGGUUGCUGCUAUGGAAGAACCUCACUUUCAGAAGAAGACAAACAUGUCAGCUAUUGCUGGAAGUGGCCUGGCCUCUGUUUAUCUUCCUGAUCCUGAUCUCUGUCCGGCUGAGCUACCCACCCUAUGAACAACAUGAAUGCCACUUUCCAAACAAAGCCAUGCCCUCUGCAGGAACGCUUCCUUGGGUUCAGGGGAUUAUCUGUAAUGCCAACAACCCCUGUUUCCGUUACCCGACUCCUGGUGAGGCCCCUGGGGUUGUUGGAAACUUUAACAAAUCCAUCGUGUCUCGCCUGUUCUCAGACGCUCGGCGGCUUCUUCUGUACAGCCAGAAAGAUACCAGCAUGAAGGACAUACACCAAGUUCUGAGGACGUUGCAGCAGAUAGAGCGUUCCAGUUCAGGCUUGAAGCUUCAGGAUUUCCUAGUGGACAAUGAAACCUUCUCUGGAUUCCUGACUUACAACCUUUCUCUGCCAAGGCUUACUGUGGACAGAAUGCUGGGAGCCAAUGUCAGUCUCCACAAGGUAUUUUUGCAAGGCUACCAGUUACAUUUGACCAAUCUGUGCAGUGGAUCCAAAUUACAGGAGGUGAUUCAACUUGGUGAACCAGAAGUUUCCAAGCUUUGCAGCUUGCCAAGGGAGAAACUGGAUGCUGCUGAGCAAGUGCUUCGUUCCAACAUGGACAUCCUGAAGCCGAUCCUGAGGGAACUAAACUCUACAUCUCCCUUCCUGAACAAGGAACUGGUUAAAGCCACAGAAACUUUGCUGGAUAGUCUCGGGACUUUGGCCCAAGAGCUGUUCAGCAUGAACAGCUGGAGCGACAUGCGGCAGGAGGUCAUGUUCCUGACCAACGUGAACAGCUCCAGCUCGUCUGCCCAGAUAUACCAAGCCGUGUCUCGCAUCGUCUGUGGCCAUCCCGAGGGCGGGGGCCUGAAGAUCAAGUCCCUCAACUGGUACGAGGACAACAACUACAAAGCUCUCUUUGGCGGCAACGGCACGGAUGAAGAUGCCGACAGCUUUUACGACAAUUCUACGACUCCUUAUUGCAAUGAUCUGAUGAAGAAUUUGGAGUCCAGUCCUCUUUCCCGCAUCAUAUGGAAAGCUCUCAAGCCUCUGCUUGUUGGGAAGAUCCUGUAUACACCUGACACUCCAGCCACAAGACAGGUUAUGGCCGAGGUGAAUAAGACCUUUCAGGAACUGGCCGUGUUUCAUGAUGUGCAAGGCAUGUGGGAAGAGCUCAGCCCCAAGAUCUGGACCUUCAUGGAGAGUAACCCGGAAAUGGACCUUGUUCGGACACUGUUGGACAGCAGAAGCAAUGACCACUUUUGGGAACAGCAGUUGGAUGGCUUAGACUGGACUGCCAAAGAUAUCCUGGCAUUUCUGGCCAAGCACCCAGAGGAUGUCCAGUCUGCUAACGGCUCUGUGUACACCUGGAGAGAAGCUUUCAAUGAGACUGACCAGGCAAUCCAGACCAUCUCUCGCUUCAUGGAGUGUGUCAACUUGAAUAAGCUCGAACCGGUAGCAACAGAAGUCCGGCUUAUCAGCAAGUCCAUGGAGUUGCUGGACGAGCGGAAGUUCUGGGCCGGUAUCGUGUUCACCGGAAUCACUCCUGACAGUGUGGAGUUGCCCCGUCAUGUCAAGUACAAGAUCCGAAUGGACAUUGACAAUGUGGAGAGGACAAAUAAAAUCAAGGAUGGGUACUGGGACCCCGGUCCUCGGGCUGACCCCUUUGAGGAUAUGCGGUACGUCUGGGGGGGCUUUGCCUACUUACAAGAUGUGGUGGAACAGGCGAUCAUCAGGGUGCUGACGGGCACCGAGAAGAAAACUGGUGUCUAUGUGCAGCAGAUGCCCUACCCCUGUUAUGUCGAUGACAUCUUCCUGCGGGUGAUGAGCCGGUCCAUGCCCCUGUUCAUGACGCUGGCCUGGAUCUACUCCGUGGCUGUGAUCAUCAAGGGCAUCGUGUAUGAGAAGGAGGCGCGGCUGAAGGAGACCAUGCGCAUCAUGGGCCUGGACAACGGCAUCCUGUGGUUCAGCUGGUUCAUCAGUAGCCUCAUUCCUCUGCUCGUGAGCGCCGGCCUGCUUGUGGUGAUCCUGAAAUUAGGAAACCUGCUGCCCUACAGUGACCCCAGCGUGGUGUUUGUCUUUCUGUCCGUGUUCGCCGUGGUGACCAUCCUGCAGUGUUUCCUGAUCAGCACACUCUUCUCCAGAGCCAACCUGGCGGCAGCCUGUGGGGGCAUCAUCUACUUCAUUCUCUACCUGCCCUACGUGCUGUGUGUGGCAUGGCAAGACUAUGUGGGCUUCACGCUCAAGAUCUUCGUGAGCCUGCUGUCUCCUGUGGCUUUUGGGUUUGGCUGUGAGUACUUUGCCCUUUUUGAGGAGCAGGGCAUUGGGGUGCAGUGGGACAACCUGUUUGAGAGCCCCAUGGAGGAAGAUGGCUUCAACCUCACCAUUUCAGUCUCCAUGAUGCUGUUCGACACCUUCCUCUAUGGAGUGAUGACGUGGUACAUUGAGGCUGUCUUUCCAGGCCAGUAUGGAAUCCCCAGGCCCUGGUAUUUUCCUUGCACCAAAUCCUACUGGUUCGGUGAGGAAAGUGAUGAGAAGAGCCACCCUGGUUCCAGCCAGAAGGGAGUAUCAGAAAUCUGCGUGGAGGAGGAGCCCACACACCUGAAGCUGGGCGUGUCCAUUCAGAACCUGAUGAAGGUUUACCGGGAUGGCAUGAAGGUGGCUGUUGAUGGCCUGGCCUUGAAUUUCUAUGAGGGCCAGAUCACCUCCUUCCUGGGCCACAAUGGAGCUGGGAAGACCACCACCAUGUCAAUCCUGACUGGGUUGUUCCCUCCCACCUCGGGCACUGCCUACAUUCUGGGAAAAGACAUUCGCUUUGAGAUGAGCACCAUCCGGCAGAACCUGGGGGUCUGCCCCCAGCAUAACGUGCUGUUUGACAUGCUGACUGUGGAAGAACACAUCUGGUUCUAUGCACGGCUGAAGGGGCUCUCGGAGAAGCACGUGAAAGCAGAGCUGGAGCAGAUGGCCUUGGAUGUUGGUUUGCCACCCAGCAAACUGAAAAGCAAAACAAGUCAGCUGUCAGGCGGAAUGAAGAGAAAGCUGUCUGUGGCUUUGGCCUUUGUUGGGGGAUCCAAGGUUGUCAUUCUGGACGAGCCCACAGCCGGCGUGGACCCUUACUCCCGCAGGGGAAUAUGGGAGCUCCUGCUGAAAUAUCGACAAGGCCGCACCAUUAUUCUCUCCACGCACCACAUGGAUGAAGCAGACAUCUUGGGGGACAGGAUUGCCAUCAUUUCCCAUGGGAAGCUGUGCUGUGUGGGCUCCUCCCUGUUUCUGAAGAACCAGCUGGGAACAGGCUACUACCUGACCCUGGUUAAGAAGGAUGUGGAAUCCUCCCUUAGUUCCUGCAGAAAUAGUAGUAGCACUGUGUCAUACCUGAAAAAGGAGGACAGUGUUUCUCAGAGCAGUUCUGAUGCUGGCCUGGGCAGCGACCAUGAAAGUGACACGCUGACCAUCGAUGUCUCGGCCAUCUCCAACCUCAUCAGGAAGCAUGUGGCUGAAGCCCGGCUAGUGGAAGACAUUGGGCAUGAACUGACUUAUGUGCUGCCCUACGAAGCUGCCAAAGAGGGGGCCUUUGUGGAACUCUUCCAUGAGAUUGAUGACCGGCUCUCAGACCUGGGCAUCUCUAGUUACGGCAUCUCGGAGACAACCCUGGAAGAAAUAUUUCUCAAAGUGGCUGAAGAGAGUGGGGUGGAUGCUGAGACCUCAGAUGGCACCUUGCCAGCAAGACGAAAUAGACGGGCCUUCGGGGACAAGCAGAGCUGCCUUCACCCAUUCACUGAAGAUGAUGCUGUUGAUCCUAAUGAUUCUGAUGUAGACCCAGAAUCCAGAGAAACAGACCUGCUCAGCGGGAUGGACGGCAAAGGCUCCUACCAGGUGAAGGGCUGGAAGCUCACACAACAGCAGUUUGUGGCCCUUCUGUGGAAGAGGCUGCUGAUUGCCAGACGGAGUCGGAAGGGAUUCUUCGCUCAGGCACCAGGAAAGGCCAGGUCCUCUCGGGUGAUGCUGCCUUUGCUGUCCUCCCUUUGCAGAGACAUGCCCUGCUCAGUGGGGGAGGAGGAGUGGACCACCGCCCCCAUUCCCCAGACCAUCACGGACCUGUUCCAAAAUGGGAACUGGACGAUGGAGAACCCCUCACCCACCUGCCAGUGUAGCAGUGACAAAAUCAAGAAGAUGCUGCCCGUGUGUCCCCUGGGGGCAGGGGGGCUGCCUCCUCCACAAAGAAAACAGAACACUGCAGACAUCCUUCAGAACCUGACAGGAAGAAACAUUUCGGAUUAUCUGGUCAAGACCUAUGUGCAGAUCAUAGCCAAAAGUUUAAAGAACAAGAUCUGGGUGAAUGAGUUUAGGUAUGGAGGGUUUUCCCUGGGUGCAAGUAAUUCUCAUUCACUUCCUUCAAGUCAAGAAGUUAAUAAUGCCAUCAAGCAAGUGAAGAAGCACUUGAAGCUGGCCAAGGACAGUUCUGCAGAUCGAUUUCUCAGCAGCUUGGGGAGGUUCAUGACAGGACUGGACACGAAAAAUAAUGUCAAGGUGUGGUUCAACAACAAGGGCUGGCAUGCCAUCAGCUCUUUCCUGAACGUCAUCAACAAUGCCAUUCUGCGGGCCAGCCUGCAGAAGGGAGAGAACCCCAGCCAGUAUGGGAUUACUGCCUUCAAUCACCCCCUGAAUCUCACCAAGCAGCAGCUCUCGGAAGUGGCUCUGAUGACCACAUCAGUGGAUGUCCUUGUGUCCAUCUGUGUCAUCUUUGCAAUGUCCUUCGUCCCGGCCAGCUUUGUCGUGUUCCUGAUCCAAGAGCGGGUCAGCAAAGCGAAGCACCUGCAGUUCAUCAGUGGAGUGAAGCCUGUCAUCUACUGGCUUUCCAAUUUCGUGUGGGAUAUGUGCAACUAUGUGGUCCCUGCCACACUGGUCAUUAUCAUCUUCAUCUGCUUCCAGCAGAAGUCCUAUGUGUCCUCUACCAACCUGCCCGUGCUAGCCCUUCUACUUCUGUUGUACGGGUGGUCGAUCACACCUCUCAUGUACCCAGCCUCCUUCGUGUUCAAGAUCCCCAGCACCGCCUACGUGGUCCUCACCAGCGUGAACCUCUUCAUCGGGAUCAACGGCAGUGUGGCCACUUUCGUGCUGGAGCUCUUUACCAACAAUAAGCUGAAUAACAUCAAUGAUAUCCUGAAGUCUGUAUUCUUGAUCUUCCCACAUUUUUGCCUGGGACGGGGGCUCAUUGACAUGGUGAAAAACCAGGCAAUGGCUGAUGCCUUGGAAAGGUUUGGGGAGAACCGUUUUGUUUCGCCACUGUCCUGGGACUUAGUGGGACGAAACCUCUUCGCCAUGGCCGUGGAAGGGGUGGUAUUCUUCCUCAUCACUGUUCUCAUCCAGUACAGAUUCUUCAUCAGGCCCAGACCUGUAGAUGCAAAGCUUCCUCCUUUGAAUGAUGAGGACGAAGAUGUGAAGCGGGAAAGACAGAGAAUUCUUGAUGGUGGAGGACAGAAUGACAUCUUGGAAAUCAAGGAGCUGACUAAGAUAUAUAGAAGAAAGAGGAAGCCUGCUGUUGACAGGAUUUGCGUUGGCAUUCCACCUGGCGAGUGCUUUGGACUUCUGGGAGUUAACGGGGCUGGGAAAUCAUCAACUUUCAAGAUGUUAACUGGAGAUACCACUGUUACCAGAGGAGAUGCUUUCCUGAACAAAAAUAGUAUCUUAUCAGACAUCCAUGAAGUCCAUCAGAACAUGGGCUAUUGCCCUCAGUUCGAUGCCAUCACGGAGUUACUGACCGGAAGAGAGCAUGUGGAGUUCUUUGCCCUCUUGAGAGGAGUCCCAGAGAAAGAAGUUGGCAAGGUUGGUGAAUGGGCAAUUCGGAAACUGGGCCUUGUAAAGUAUGGAGAAAAAUAUGCUGGUAACUAUAGUGGAGGCAACAAGCGCAAGCUCUCAACGGCCAUGGCUCUGAUCGGCGGGCCCCCUGUCGUGUUUCUGGAUGAACCUACCACAGGCAUGGACCCCAAAGCCCGGCGAUUCUUGUGGAAUUGUGCCCUAAGUAUUGUCAAGGAAGGCAGAUCAGUAGUGCUUACAUCUCAUAGUAUGGAAGAAUGUGAAGCUCUCUGCACUAGGAUGGCAAUUAUGGUCAAUGGGAGGUUCAGGUGUCUUGGCAGCGUCCAACAUCUGAAAAAUAGGUUUGGAGAUGGUUACACAAUAGUGGUACGGAUAGCAGGGUCCAACCCUGACCUGAAGCCUGUCCAGGAGUUCUUUGGACUUGCCUUUCCAGGAAGUGUCCUCAAAGAGAAGCACCGGAACAUGCUACAAUACCAGCUUCCAUCUUCACUAUCUUCUCUGGCCAGGAUAUUCAGUAUCCUUUCCCAGAGCAAAAAGAGACUCCACAUAGAAGACUACUCUGUUUCUCAGACAACACUUGACCAAGUAUUUGUAAACUUUGCCAAGGACCAAAGUGAUGAUGACCACUUAAAGGACUUGUCAUUACACAAAAACCAGACAGUAGUCGAUGUUGCAGUUCUCACAUCUUUUCUCCAGGACGAGAAAGUGAAAGAAAGUUACGUAUGAAGAAUACUGUUCGUACAGGGUGACUAAAAGAAAGGAGGAACUAGCCCUUCCUUUGCACCAUGUGAAGUGUUCCAAAAGAAGAGCUGGACGUUUUUUGUGGGAAGAAGUAAACUGGAUACUGUACUGAUACUAUUCAAUGCAAUGCAAUUCAAUGCAAUGAAAACAAAAUUCCAUUACAGGGGCAGUGCCUUUGUAGCCUAUGUCUCGUAUGGCUCUCAAGUGAAAAAGACUUGAAUUUAGUUUAUUACCUUAUACCUACGUGAAACUCUAGUAUGGAACCCAGCGGACAUAUGGGUUUGAAAUCACACUUUUUUUUGUUGUUGUUCCUUUGUAUUCUCACUGGGGUUGCAACAAUAAUUAAUCAAAUAAUCAUGGCCAGUGAUUAUUUAUCAAAAUCAAAAGGCGUGUUGCAUCUUCAUUCACGAAGCCAUGCCAUGCCAGGAGACAGGUUUCCUGGCGACACAUCCAUUGCUGGCGAUGACUGUGCCAGAAUGACUAGUGCCAAGUUUCUCAGAAAGCCUGAAGGACCGUGGUGUGUCGUGCACACUUUUGCAACAGCUGUUCUGCUUCAGAGUCCAUCAGCAUCAUUAUCAGGUGACAGAAUGGUGCCCUGGAUGGGGAAGGCCCUCCAUUGUUUCCCUCUUUGAUGAGCUGCUCUGGUGUGGCCGUAACAUUGCAGGUGUGGGUAGCUCAAGACAGGUGCGACUUGGUUCCAUAGGUCUCCAGGGCCAUUUUUCUGGGACUCUCUGAAGAUACUUAGAUCCUGGUAAGCAGCAAAGAGCUGCCAAACUGUUGAGGCUGCAAGCUGCUGAGGCCAGGUCACGGGAUUAAGGAGAUGGCUCGUUCAAACCUCGGGAGGCCUGUGUCCAUUUGUCCUGUUUGUCUGCUAACACGGUACAUUGCAUCUCAAGAUCUUCCUUUUUGACACAAGUGUAGUAUUAUUUCUAGCUUUUUAAAUUAAUCUAGAAUAUGAAAGGAUAGAGUUGUAUUUUGACAAAAAUCUUUGUACUUUUAAUGUUGUUUGGAAUCUUAAGUUCUGUCAGUGACUUGUGAAUCCCUUGGAAUGGCCUCUUUGUAGAACCCCGUGGC